UUUUGAACCGCACAACACGGGGAGGUCUUUCUCUCUCCAUGAAUCCACAUUUAUCUUUCUCUCUCUAUGAAUCCACCUUCUUUCUUGGUUUUUCCUGGCGAGCUUUAUUUGCACUACAUUUAUGUAUUUGAUUUUGAAGAAUCAAGAUCAUCACUUUAACCAUGUUUCUCUUUGACUGUGUUUCUAGCUGGUGAGUUUUGUUUACACUUUACACUGCAUUUUCCUCCUUGAUUUUUAAGUAUAUCAAUCUUCAUAGAUUGUUAGUUAUUUUUGUUGACUGUAAAGCAAAAACACAUUAGAUACCUCUGAGUGUAUUACAGUCCUGAGUUUGAUAUUCUCUAUCUUCUCUCUCCUUUCUUACCCUGAGAAAACCCAUAUAAAAUCUUUUCUCACUUCUUAUUGAUUAUGAUGUCUUAAUCACGGAAUACCCAUCUGUAAUUUUUGCUGAUUUCUUCUUGACUAUGGUAAAGAAAAUCAAUAUCAGGUCCACUCUUGUAUCUUAAUUCUUGAGUGUUUACCAUUAAAACUCCUCCCCCCACCUCUAUUACUCAUCAUUUCAUUACAAAAAUACUCCUUCAAUUUGCUUUUUCUUCUUUUGAUCCACUCAAACCUGAAGAAGAUCUUCCAUCUCAUGUGCUUCAGCUUGUGAUCUUAUUCAGUCCAAGUGUUGGGGUAUUGUUUCAAAAACCUAAAAAAUUUAACAGUGCUCCAUGGGUAAAAAUAUCAGUCCUCUCUUGCAAAAAGAGCUGCAAAACCUUGACAAAGAUGCGGAUACAAGAAGAUCUGCUAUGAAAACCCUUAAAUCCUAUGUCAAGGAGCUUGACUCCAAAACAAUUCCUUCUUUUCUUGCCCAAGUUUCUGAGUCUAAUGAAUCUAAGGCAGCUUCAGGUGAGCACACGAUAUCUCUCUACGAAGUUUUAGCUCGAGCUCAUGGCCGCAAAAUCGUGCCCCAAAUCCACAACAUCAUGUCCACCAUUCUCAAAACCUUGACCUCUAGUGCAGGCUCUUUCCCCCUUCACCAGGCAUGCUCUAAAGUCGUGCCUGCAAUUGCUCGAUAUGCCAUCGACCCCACAACACCAGAUGAAGAAAAACUGAAGAUAAUACUUUCUCUCUCUAGGCCUUUAUCUGAGGCUUUGAUGGGUUUUCCCGAGAGCCUAACAUCAGGGGCAGCUCUCUGUCUAAAGGCCCUUGUAGAAUCUGAUAACUGGAAAUUUGCUCAUGAUGAGGUUGUUAAUGACAUUUGUUUGAGAGUAACAAGUGCAUUAGAAGAUAAAAGCACACAAACUAGUCCACAUAUGGGUCUGGUUAUUGCUCUAUGUAAGCAUAAUAGCUUGAUUCUUCAACCAUAUGCUCGGUCUCUAAUGAGGUCUGGGGUCGAAAUUAUGAGAAAUGGGGUUGCAGAUGGGGCAUCUCAGAAACAACUCAAUGUUGUUCAGAUGAUGAAUUUAUUGUUGAAAAGCAUAGAUUCGGAGAGCUUUUGCUCCGAAUUGCCAAGAACAAUUGAAGUUUUGGAGAAAUGUAGGGUUGAUAAGCUACCUUUUGUGAGGAUAGCCAUAAAUGAAGCACUUCAAACUGCAAGGACGAUUCUUGUAAGUAAAGGUCUGGCCCAUGAUGGGUUUGGACACGAGAACUCAACCACUGGUUCAAAUGUUUUUGAUACUGAGGACUAUGGCAUGAGAAAGAGUCUAUGGCGCCUUCCCAAUGGUUCAUCUAUAGGUAAUUAUAACAUUAGAUCACCAAGAUAUGCUUCACCAGAGUCUCAAUGUGUUGUCUCAUUCAACAAUUCCCCUACUUCAUCAGUGCAAUCUACUAGUAACUCUGUAUUCAACAGAUCAGUGAGUCGAAAGUUAUGGAAAAGUGACAAAGGUGGAGUUGAUGUUUCAUUGAAGGAUGGCAUCAGUGCAUCUUCUUUUGAAAGGAGGAAGUUUGAAAUGGGUUCAUUAAGAAAUUUCUCAGAAAGGGACUUUGAGGAAUCAAGAAAUGUUGGGUUUAGUGAAACAGGGGAAGAUAACACUGAAGAAUUCUCAGGUUUUGAGUUUACAGCCAUCUCCCCCAAGUCAGGUGUAGGAAGUUCAACCCCUAGUCCUCAGAGGCCACAGUCCCAACUAACCAUCGACGAUAUCCAGAUUUUCUCGACUCCAAGGAAGCUUAUGAAAUUCCUUCAGGAAACCAACACCCCAGAUUCCAAACUCUCAGAAAGCCCAGCAAAAGAAUGUGGAAAUAAAUCAUUUCAUGCGAAAGACUCGACUCCAAGACGAGUCCCGUCAGAUAAGAGAGAAGAAAAGAAUUCUGAGAUUUCCAGUGUGCUAAGCUGGCAAAGUGAUAGAGUUGAGCCUGCAUCCAAUGGGCGAGCUUGUGGUUCUGAGUCUGUAGCAUCUACAAACAAUGGUUGUGAAGGUACAGGUGUUAGAGCGUUAACUCAAAUGGAUGUAGGAAAGAAAACACUGAUAAAUUCGGGGACAAAAGAGAGGAAGUUUUUGAGGAUUAUGCUUAGCGUGGUUGGGGGUAUUUGGUUAAUAAUUCCUUUGGCCUUCUUGGCUUCCGGUUGGAUCGAGAGUGGUGAAGGAUACGACAACUUGGUUCCAACCUGAAUGCAAGUUACUCAUAGAGAUUGGAAGAAGUUCUUCUUUCGCUGCAUCAAUUCUGUUACGUAAGUUUUUCUAUGUUAUGAUCUGGAACGCCUUUUGCUUUUGUUUCACAACUGUGCUCAAAGCCUCUGCCACGUUGUUUUGUUGUGAACCUGACAAUUUUAUCGUUCAGAAAAUGCUGGUUUUUUCCCUUCA
Molecule: messenger RNA, 2783 nt
Organism: Amborella trichopoda
Lineage: Eukaryota; Viridiplantae; Streptophyta; Magnoliopsida; Amborellales; Amborellaceae
Product: ARM repeat superfamily protein
Cellular component (GO): microtubule
Molecular function (GO): microtubule binding
Source: RefSeq, a predicted model, not a curated record